AUGACUAGUGACGAUUUCGAUGACUUUCAAUUAUACAGAUAUACUCCUAACCAAGGUGCAGCUAGAUUUUUUGCAAUUAUGUUUUGUAUAAUAUGUGUCAUUAUUGUGCCCGUAUUUGUAUCAUAUGGUUGUAAAAGUAUGAAAAAGGUAUCAAGUUAUUUAGAUGCUAACACUUCAGUUUCAUAUUCUAUUAAAUACUAUAACAGAACACAAUUGAUUGGUGCUUAUGUGCCAUUUUUCUUUGGUAUCGGUGCUGAAAUUGCAGGUUACAUUUGUAGAAGUAUAUCUACUUUAAAUCAAGAAAAGGUCGGUCCCUAUAUCGGUCAAUCUAUUUGUCUAUUGAUUGCUCCUACUUUUUACACUGCUACUAUCUAUAUGCUAUUCGGUAGAAUGGCUCAUUUACUACAAGCUGAAAAAUUAAUGAUUAUGCCUGCCAAAUAUAAUACAACCUUCUUUGUUGUUGGUGAUGUAUUCAGUUUGUUCUUACAAGCCGCCGGUGGUGGUUUAAUGGCUAAUGAAUCCUCUGUCACUACAGGUUCCAAUUUAGUCACCGCUGGUCUUUUCGUUCAAAUCGGCUGGUUUGGUUUAUUCAUGUUAAACGAAGUAUAUUUCUUAUUUAAGUUAGGUAAACUUGACAAUCCAAUUGCAUCCGGUUCAAAGACAUGGAAAAGAUUGAAUAUAAUCCUAUUAAUAAACUGUGUCCUUAUCCUAGUUAGAUCUAUCGUAAGAGCCAUUGAAUUCAUUCAAGGUUAUAAAGGUGUAAUUAUAUCACAUGAAUGGUUUUUAUACGUCUUUGAUGCUGUUCCAAUGUUUUUAUUACCUGUGAUAUUCGUAACAUUUAUUAGAAUUUCAAGUAUUUACAGAGUUCAAGAAGAAUCUGUAGAAAUUCAAACUUCCUAUAAUUUUGAACCAAAGGCUGUAGACAUAGAUAAUGUAAGCACAGCGAUCACAAGAAGCAGUUCAGACAUGAAUCAUAAUAUUUACAACUAUGAAGUUGAAAACAAGGUAUGA
This is a messenger RNA of Maudiozyma saulgeensis, 1011 nucleotides long. NCBI's taxonomy places the organism in Eukaryota, Fungi, Ascomycota, Saccharomycetes, Saccharomycetales, Saccharomycetaceae. The record is from the annotation of a GenBank genome assembly.